UCGUAGCACGUAGUCCUCGUAGCGUCAGUGCCGCGGAGGCGAGCGCACCGACCGGCCGCUACGACGCUACGCGCGGCUACGCAAUGUUGUGGUUAUCCGUUACGCUUUUGGCGCUUUUUGCUUCGGUCCAAGGACGAGCGGUGAACAUCAGCAACACGUGGGUGCUGCCAGAGGAGGGGUUCCCGGUGUUCUACCGCUACUUCAGGGACCGCAUCUCGUGGUACGAGGCCGACGCCGUCUGCCAGUUCCACCAUGCCAACCUCGUCACAGUGGAUACAACAGCGCAGUACGACGCUGUGCGGGCUUAUCUCAAGGAGCUGGACAUCUCCAGCGCCGUCUGGGUCGGCCUUAUUCGCAGUAAUCCCGAUGGAGACUUCACUUGGACGGACUACCGCGGCUUAAGCGGAGAAGGGUACUGGAGCUCAGCCCCGGACGCUCGCUCCGCCCCGCUGUGUGCGGCCGCAGACCCGGCCGCCGACUACCGCUGGGAGGCUCGAGCCUGCGGCGGGCCUACUGUAGCCUCCUUCAUAUGUGAACUACCUGUGCCUCAAUGGGCGCUCGGCAAGGACGGUUGCAUGGUGCGCGCGCUGCCGGCGCUGACUGCACUGUACCUGCCAGAAAGUGCAGCCGUGCAACUCACCGCCGACUGCGGGCUGGCCGGCGUAAAGCGAGUUCAAUGUACUGGCAAUGUGAAACGCGAAGAGCUGCUAAAAGAGCUAUCCUGUAACGAAGAAGAUGAACUCUCGAGUACUCCGAGCCUGACAUCAACCAGCACAAUAUGGCCGGCUACUGACACUACAUUCACUGAUCAGGAAGUAACUACAGAAGAACUAUCUACGUUUGAAAAUGUUGCUACCGAAGAAAAGGAGAUAAGUAGUUCGCCGCCACAUAUUACUGAAACGUCUACUUCGUUCAGUUUACAUUCAGAACCAGAAAAUUCCACACCAACAAAAUUGAGUUUAAACAUCCAAAAUUACGUUAGAAUUCCUCUAGAUAAAGAAUUCAAUCUAGAACCUAUUCAUAGUAAUGAUAUUCCACAACCUGAACACCAAGAAACGAUUGGUAAGGAUCAUCUUAAAAACAUCGAGAAUAACAAGAGUUAUCAACAUCGGCUCUUACACGAUGAGAUGACUCGACUAGGUAAUUCAGAAACUAUAUUUACGCAGCCCACUGAUCAUUUUGUACCACCGCUUGUCAUGGCAAAAGCAAGAAUCAGCGAUGAUAUGACUGUUUUAUCUCUAGAAGAAAAGCAUGCCCAACAAAUAGCUGAACACCAGCGCCUCUAUAACCAUAAUAAGUUAGUGGAGCAUAUCAGUGUCACACCAUCUCCAGACACUACCCCUAUUGCAACAUCAAGUACUCUAGCCCCAACGAACGUUAUAAAAGAACAAAUAUCAACAGAUACACCAGUACUUAUAGGCAGUGUUAAAAAAGAAACAAAAUCGAAUGUUCCUAAGAAAUAUUCAGAAAAAUAUGAUAGUCUAAAGGCAAAAACAUACAAACUACAAAAAGCUGUAAAGCUUGAUACUCUUUCUACAUUGCAACCACCAAGCUCAGAAAAAGAGAUUGAAACAGGAAUCACCAAAUCACAACUAGAUUUACACUCUUCUUCAGAAGAGAAUCCGAGUAUUGAUCUCACUGUGAUUAUAAACGAGCAGGGUGCCGGGAAUGGUCAACAAAUAUUUUAUUCUAACCACACUAAUACUUUAACAAGAAGUGAGCAAGUAACCAGUUUGACAAAUUCAAGUACAAAACAACCUGCAGUAGAAUCCUCAACAACAGAAAUGCCUAUUUUAACAACAAAUCCCGUUACUCAACAUAACUCACAAGAAUCCUCAGCUGUUACGCUCAAUCACGAAAUAAUUAAAAUAACAAUAAUCAAUGAUAGUACGAGCACUGAAAAUUCAUCUCCGAUUGUAUUUGAAGUUUCAACUUUAGUACCACUCUUCAAUCUUUCAAAUUUUUUGCCUUCCUCGACAAUAUCUGGUAGCAAUAAUACUAUGUCUCCAACUGUUAACAAUAACUCUGUAACAUCUACCACUGUCGUAGCUACAAGUAGUUCCAGCAGUACAACACAAUCUUCCGUAGAAAAUAAUUCAGACAGACAUUCUACCUCAGAGUCAACUACUACUAUUCACAUGGCUACCAACAGGGAUAAAAAUGUUUCUUCGACCGAAGUGCCAGUCACAUCACCAGAAAUAAUAACAGAAGCCGCUACUUUAGCCACAACCACGUUAUUAGUAAAUGUGAAUGCCACCGAAAAGGUUACCAAAGAUGCUGCUACGACUACGAAAAUAGAAGAUUCGACACCAGCACAAACUGAGAUAUUUAACCACACUGAUAAUUUUGAAGAAGAUCACGAGAACGAAGAUCAUGAUAGAGAAAUGAUAGAUGAUUAUCAAUCACCGUUACUUUCUGCUGCCAACGAGCCACUGCAUCGACCGCGGUCCCGGAGACCCAUGCCUAACCCGAACCGGAUGAAAAAAUUUAAUCCAUUCCGCAUAUUAGGUUAGGUUAGUCACCAGAUGAUAUGAGUUAGGCACCAAGGCACAAGAUGUAAUUCUACUGGGGGUGAAUGACGACUGAUGAAAUAUACACUCUGCAUUUCAUUCAUAUAAUUAAUAUCCCAUAACUGUCACAUGAGAGUGAUAUGGUGUACUUAAUUUAAAGAAUGAUAUGUUAAAUGUGCGAAUAGUCAUUGCCGUUAUAUGUUAUAUAUACAUAUUUUAAUAGGUAUACACAGUAUACCAAGUUUACAUGCACGAAUUGUUAAAUAUGUACUUAAUUAUGUGGUUUUUUCAUAUCUAUAGAUUAACUGAUUCAUUCCGUUCUGUUAUAUCAAUCAAUAAUGAAAACUAUUUAAACAUCAAUCCUAUUAUUAAAGAAAAAAUUACGUUGGUUAUUUUGCUAGGUGUACCUUACAGGAAAUGAUGAUUAGGAUAGGAUAGUUCGUUAUCUUGUAUUCGUUAUAAACUUCGAACAAUUUUUAGUCGAAGGUAUUUGUCAAUUCUAUUGGUUUUAAAUAUAGCAUAGCUAUCAUUUUUAUAAUUACAUAUAACCAUAGCGAUCGGUCAUAGUACUUGAAUUCAUUUAAAAGUACCUACGUAUCACACACAAUUUUGAGAUUGCCAAAAUACACACACACCCUUAAUAUUAGUAUCUACCGUACAUAGAACUUUAGAUAGUGAGCAGGAUUAUUUUAAUAGAAGAACUAUAAAAUAAGUGUAAUACAAUUAAGUAUAGCGAGCGGUGAUCAUGUUCAUGUUAUGGUAGAACUCACAAUCAUAUCAUGUAGGUUAAGAAUCUAUGUGUUUGAUGAAAUUAUUUUUAUGUAAAACUUUUUGGGGUUAUAGAUGUGCACAAGUGAAUUAAUUUAUGAACAAGGAGGCUGAAAGAAGGUAUGAGGGGCUUGGGCGACCUUUGCGGCGGGGGCUUUAUGUGGCUUAAAUUACUCUAUGGAGUCGAAUAUAUUCAUAGAUAUUUGAACUCCGAAGCUUAAUUGGAGUUACGCGCCGCGAGGGCUCUUUAUUUAGCAGAUGAUACUAUACUUAACAAUGAAUGUUAUCUUUUGUGUUCAGAUCUAUUUGUCAUGUAUGUAGUAAUUUUAGACUAUUAAAAUUUUACAAUAAAUAUUAAAAA
This is a messenger RNA of Cydia pomonella (codling moth), 3639 nucleotides long. RefSeq names its product mucin-2. The transcript has 6 exons. Lineage: Eukaryota; Metazoa; Arthropoda; Insecta; Lepidoptera; Tortricidae. The record is from RefSeq and is a predicted model, not a curated record. Bases 84 to 2513 code for a protein of 809 amino acids.